GGAGCACUUCCAGGCGACAUCCACUCCUGCCCUGCUGCGAGGAGCGGCGAGCGACUGGCCCGCCAUGAGCAGGUGGAGCGUUGCCGGCUUCGCGGACGCCUUCGGGCACCAGAAGAUGGUGUGCGACCACCGCUGCGGGCUUGAAAUGCGCAUGGCAGACUUCUGGCACUACACGGAGCACCAGACCGACGACGCGCCCCUGUACCUCUUCGACCACCGCCUCGCCGAGUGCCCGGCCCUGCGGCCCCUGCGCGGCGACUACGCGGAGCCCGCGGCCCUGCCGGCCGCGGCCGACCUCCUGGAGGGCCUGGCCCCGGCCGCCUGCCCGCCGCGCCGCUGGCUGCUGGUGGGGCCGCGGCGGUCGGGGAGCGCUCUGCACAAGGACCCUUUGGGCACGUCCGCGUGGAACGCCCUCGUCGUGGGCACGAAGCUGUGGGUGCUGUUCCCGCCAGCGACGCCACCUGAGUGGCUGCUGCCAUGUCCGAGGGGUGUCAGGGGAGACAGCGGCGGCCCCAGGCCCUGAGAUCCGACGUCGCGAGGAGACUGCGACAUCGUCAAAGAUCAUCAGUGGAGCCCUGCC
Molecule: messenger RNA, 580 nt
Organism: Prorocentrum cordatum
Lineage: Eukaryota; Dinophyceae; Prorocentrales; Prorocentraceae
Source: the annotation of a GenBank genome assembly